AGGACGAUAAGCGCGCUGCAGGGCUGUGACAGGCGGGUGGAAGGGGCACCAAUCGCUGGCUUGUUUGUACCUGUAAUCAAUAGAAAAUCAAGCCCUUUAUCUCCCCUCCGUGUGGAUACGGACAGAGCCACAGGACGGCCCAGUGAAAACAAUUAUGUGCCUUAUUGACAGGGAAUGGUUAAGACCAAACCAUUUCAAAGUUCAGUUUACUCGGUGAUAACCGGCACAUCGACUAUUCUUGCUUUCUGGCUUGUUCGAGUGUUAGUUAUUGUCAGGCGGCACGGGAACAGGUAGACGUUUAGGGAGGGUGUCCUGGGCGACCGCAGGGCGUGUACAGAGAUACCUACAGCGUAUGGGGCCGACCACUGUGCGCGGGCUUCUAAACCAUAACUGAUCCUGGGAGAAAGGUGUAGUAUAAAAGUGACCUGCCCUGCAGUCUGAGCUCUGAUAUGGCGAUUUGUACCUGAGGCUAUAGCAUCACUCGCAGACAAUCCGACCAAAGCGGUAACCAAUGCGGGACAGAGUGACGAUGGGGGACGGUUGGGAAGCCGCCACUCUGAAGGAAGAUGAAUUCGAGGAGUUUUGCGUCUAUGUUGUCAAUGACAGACCAUGUGACCGGGUGCUGACUAAUCGAGCUCAAGCUUCACUCCCCAGAAACCUUACCCUAAAGCCAUCGCAGUACAAGCCAGAUACCAUGGGCGUGUGGAGUGUCGAUCAUAUACCACGUGGUACACGAUUCGGUCCUCUGAUUGGAGAAAUCAUUUCCAAAGACGACCAGCUCCCCCACUCACACAAACAGUAUGUUUGGAAGGUCUUUAAGAACAACUGUCCAUAUCACUGUGUGGACGCCGCGGACGAGAGCAGAAGUAACUGGAUGAGGUUUGUCACUCCUGCCACGUGCCCGAAUGACCAGAAUCUUGUGGCAUGCCAGCUAGACCUCGACAUUUACUUCUACACCACCAAAUCCGUGCCCCCGAAUACAGAGCUGGUGGUGGGUGCAUGUCGAGAACUGGAGGACCGAAAACACCAAGUGAAGAAAGGCUUAUUACAGAGGGACAGACCCAGGCUACAUAUAUUCCCUCGGAUCUCCUCAAGGUUUCAGCCACCACAAUUACCAGGGAUGUCGAGUCAUGACUGCCACAGCCUUGCCCUUCAAGACAGUGUGUUUAAAGAGGACAACAGUGAUGGUAGUAUAGACAGCGAGGGCAGUAGUAGUUACGUACUAGACUUCAGCACCAGGAAACGGGAUGGCAGCAUUGGCAGUGACACUGACAUUUAUAAAGGCUGCACAACAGACAAUGUUAGUCCAAAGAAGGAGCAGUCACUACUGUCGUCCGUUCUUCUCCUCCCAAAAUCGCGACGCCAAGGUCAAACUUGGAACGGCAAGCCGAAAAGAUGGACCAAACCAAAUGGCAAGCGUGGUCAUUCAGCUUUCCUAUCCUCGACACCAAAGUCUCAUUCUUCCGGAAUCAUUGAAAAUCUGCUUCUGAAGAAAAUGAAGGAAAAUGGUGAGAACACUGAGCAGUUGACAAGGAAACCCAAGUUACCCAAAACUGACAAGGAGAGUUUGCCACUGAAAGUGGUAUGUUGCCGGGGUUUUCCAAAGACUCUGUCCUGCCAAGACUUCCUCUGCGUCCACAGUUCAGUACAUCGCAACCACGAUGCUUUUCCCUCCACACCCUUUCCACAGUAUAUAUCCUGUGAACCCGAUGUUCCAGUAUUCGUUUUCCGGUUUCCCGCCUUACCCGUGGCCUUUCAUUCCCCCGAAUUUCCAGAACGCUCCCGUUCCCUCGGCUUACAAGCCUAUCCCAUCCCGGCAGCUCCAUCCGUUCGUCAGCCCCACCCUACGGAACAAGCCCUGAACCUGACCAAACCAAAGAUCGAGCAGUUCUCCACGACAAGAGGCUACCGCUCACUCCCGUACCCAUUACGUAAAAAAGAUGGCAAAAUGCACUACGAAUGCAACGUGUGUUACAAGACAUUCGGUCAGUUGUCAAACCUAAAAGUGCACUUAAGGACUCAUACCGGCGAGAGACCGUUCAAAUGUCAGACAUGUGGGAAAGGCUUCACCCAGCUGGCCCACCUGCAGAAACAUCACCUUGUUCACACAGGUGAGAAGACUCAUCAAUGCCAGGUGUGCAGUAAGCGGUUUCAGCAGCACAAGCAACUUAAAACACACAUGAGACUCCACAGCGGUGAGAAACCUUUCCAAUGUAAACUAUGUCCAGCGAAGUUCACACAGUUUGUUCACCUGAAACUGCACAAGAGACUACACACGAACGAACGACCAUACGAAUGUCCAAAGUGUCAUAGGAAAUACAUCAGUGCUAGUGGUCUGAAAACUCACUGGAAGACUGGGAAUUGUAUCCUCCCUGAAGGGUGCUUGGACUAUAACAGUUCCUUAUUUGAUGCUAAACUCGCCAGCAUGUUUUCAACUGAUGAAAAUCCUUUGUCAAGUCUUCUUCAGAUGACGUCAGAAUCUGGCCCAGGUCAUAACUUGAGCGACUCGGGAGAUGAAGGUGGAGAAAGUAUUCGAGGCGGCCAUCAUUCCUUACCAAGUUCACCGGAAGUGACGUCACACUCACCUCCGGAUCCGCUCAGUUCUCCUUCAGAUGGUUCUCCAAGCCAUUCGGGGCUAUCUCACUAAAAGACACACGGACGCUAUCCGUAUAAGGAAGAAUCGCUAUACUUGCGGAGAUGAUUUGCCUGUGCUUUACAGCCAGCUAUGUUCCAUACAGUUUCCACCCUAAACUACUAUGCUAAAACAAGUGGAUAUUUGUGCGUUAUAAGAUGAUGGUGUAGAUAUAGUAUACCAAGGAAAUGACAAAGAUAUACCUAUCGUCUAUAUGGGUGAAGAUCGUUUUCUCUUUCCAGAGCAAAGACUGUUUGAAAAAAUAUUCUUACAGACAGUAAAACAAAUAAUCUGAACAUCGCAACGAGAAGACCUGUAGCUGUUUGAAGUCCCCCUCUGUCACUGCCUCAUUUUUAUGUCUGGGGAUUUUGAUUUCUUUGAAACUUUUAUAAUGGUGUGCGUGUGGUUCUUUUUAUAUAUUUUGUUUAAGUUUCGUAUUUUGUUUGUCUUCUGAUCUCGUUCGCUUUCACCUGAUUAUGAAAUUUACUGACAUUGUUAAUACGGAAGCGCUAACAUCCUAUUUUUAGUGUUACAAUGAUGGUGUGCCUGGUCAUAAAAUACUUAUCAAAACGACAAAAUCAUGUCUGAUUUAAGAAAAGCCUCUCAAUUAUUGAUGCAUUAAAGUAUUAUUAGUAUUUUGUCUGACAGAAUUUUGCUCAUAUUUUGAAGAAGUGGGAAUUCUAGAUCCGUCCAAGCGAAUCUCCAGCGGCAUUAUUUCGUCGACAAACGUCGCUAGCAAUGCAUGUGACAGGCUAAUAAUUUUUAACACUGACUUCGACUUACCGUACUAAUUGUAUUACAUGCCAUUAACUGCGUGGUCCAGCUAUUAUGAGCGACAUAAUUAGUAUAUCAAUUUUCUGCAGGCAAUAGUAUUUAUUUGUAGACUACAAAAAUUGUGUGGUGUGCUUUAUGGAAGGUUAAUGCCGCUUUUCUACUGAA
Messenger RNA from Liolophura sinensis, 3571 nucleotides. RefSeq names its product zinc finger protein 408-like. The record is from RefSeq and is a predicted model, not a curated record. Gene Ontology annotation, biological process: regulation of transcription by RNA polymerase II; cell fate commitment. Lineage: Eukaryota; Metazoa; Mollusca; Polyplacophora; Chitonida; Chitonidae. Gene Ontology annotation, molecular function: RNA polymerase II cis-regulatory region sequence-specific DNA binding; DNA-binding transcription repressor activity, RNA polymerase II-specific; protein binding. Gene Ontology annotation, cellular component: nucleus; cytoplasm.